Molecule: messenger RNA, 4537 nt
Organism: Paramecium sonneborni
Lineage: Eukaryota; Ciliophora; Oligohymenophorea; Peniculida; Parameciidae
Source: the annotation of a GenBank genome assembly
AUGACAUAAUUCAUUUGCGUCAUGAUUUUGUCUGUUUUUUUUGUUUUACUUGGUAAGGCAUCAGAAUGUGGUAAAGUUUAAUGAUAUAAUAAAGAAUCUUUGAUAUAGGAGUUUUCAAUAAUAGGGACAGUGAAUGAGUCAUUGUCUUGGGAUUUACAUAAGACAUUUUUUAGAGGGAGUGAUUUAAAAUCGAAUGUUUCAUUAUCAGGUAUGCCAUUUGCAAGUACAUCUGAUCCAAUAUAACAAUUGGGAUAUGGCACUAAUCAUGGAGAUGAAGGUAUAUAAAAUAUAUUGAAUAAUAUUUUUAGAUAUAGGAGUGAUACUUACUUUGAAGCCAUUAGUGAGUUAAGAGACAAGAGCAUGGAUGAAUGACUUUAUUUUCUUAGAGUAAAAUGAAACAGAUGUAGAUAUUCAUUAUUCACUUAAGUAUAAAUUAUUACCACAAUUAGUCAUCCAUUACAUACUUCUUAGACACCAUACUUUUAUGAUUUUAUUACAGUACAUAAGAGUCCUGCACUAGUAUGCUAUGAUGCAGAUUUUGUUACUGAAACAACUAUCAUUGUAGAUUGUUCUACAAAUCUAGCUGGAGUGGCCAAUGGAUUCAUUUUCAUUGAUGUUGUGUCUGGGGAAAAACAUAUCUAAAAUAAUGAUAAUCCACAUAAUUAUAAUUUAACUAAGGCUAGAAAAAUUGUUACACUUAAUUAUACAGCAUAAGAUUAAGAAUUUGGAUCUGUUAAAGCAAAUCCUAAAAUAUAUUUAUUUAGAGGGGAACCAGCAUGGGCUACUGAAAAUUAUACUAAAGAUAAAUUAGAUAAUGAUUGUGAACUUGAAGUAUUCUUAAUUGAUUUUAAAUCUGAAGAUGAUUAAAAAUAUAUUGCUAUGUUGAAUACUACUCUAUUAACUAAAUUAUUACCCUAACCAGUCGAUAAUUUCACUCUUAUUGAUUUCUAAAUUGAACCUAAUGGAGAAUUAUAUGUUUUAGAUGCAUUUCAUGGAGUUUAUGUUCUCUAAAUUACUAAUACCAAUCAAUUUAAAUUAUUGUAACAUUUUGAAAAUCCUACUAAAGAAUAAAUCUAUGCUUUCGAUUUCAAUUAUUUAGGUAAUCCUGAUGGAACUUAUACUUAACAUUUAGUUUUAGCUUAUAAAAAUAAAGUUGUUGUUUUUGAAAAUUUCAUUCAAAAAUAAAUUUUCUAAUUACCUCAUCCUGCUGUCUAUGGAGAACUUAGACUCUCAAUGAGUUAAGAAUUUUUAGUUAUUAUUCAAAAAUAAGGAACAUAUCUUUAUCAUAUAAAUGAAGCUAUGUAAUUAUUUAAAAAUGAAGAUUAUUUUGAAUAGGUUUUAGUUAAUCCAUAUUAUCCUGAUUUAAUUGGAAUUAAUUAAUAAAAAGCAUUUAGAUAUGCACUCAGUAAAGGAUAGUUAAAUAUGUUUUCAUAAAAAAAACCAUCUGAAACAUAAAUCUAAUUCAAUCUUAAUUCUUGGCCUCAAAAUGGUGGUAAAAUGUGUUCUGUAUUAAUCAAAUGUACAAUUCUACCUGAAAAUGAUACUAAUAUAUAUAGAACAUCAGAUGAUCCUUUCCCAGAUGAAAUUGUUUAUCCUGCUAAACCAAUUGUUGUUGAUUUAUUAGCAUCUGGUCCUAGUCUAAUUUAUUAAUAAUUAGCUAAUAAUUCAAAUGUCGAUCUCACAUUAGAUUCUAUGUGGGAAGUAUAUGUAAAAGGAGUUGAUCUACCAGAAGCUAAAGAUGUAGUCUACGCUGAUUUGUUAGUCUUAGAUUAAGGAGAUAGAGUUUAUUUCCUAUUCUAAACACCAGAUCAAAAUUGUACUAUGAUUAGAUGUAGCAAUCAUGAUAUCAAAAAUACUACAUUAUAAUAAUGUAAGAAGAUAGAUGAAUUUCAUGUCCCAUUUAUCUUAAAUAAAACUAAGAAUUCAUUCACUUGGUGGCAAUCCUAUAACAUGGUCACCUAUGUUUAUAAAGAAACUGAUUUCUUAAUUAAAGUCUUUACUAGUGCUGGCUCAAGUCAAGAAACUAGUAGAAUUGAAUUUGAUUCUUAAGAUUCAACUAAUAAAAUAUAUUCAGUUGCUUAUCUUUAGAAUGCUGUUUUCAUAGCUUAAACUGCUAAAUAUUAAAUAAGUGUUUGGAGUGUAAGAGGUGAUAUCAAAGAAAUUUAUGUAAUUAAUUAGAAAGUUUUAUCUUCACAAGGAUAUAAUGGAACAUUCAUUCCUGUUGCAGUUUAUGGAAAUCCUAAAAUUAGAGGAUAAAUUGUCUUCAUCUAAACUUAAGAAGAAGUCUUAAUUGGAGAAUUUGCUAAUGGUAAUAAUAUUCAUAUUUUCCAUCUAAUGAGAACUAUUCCCAUUAUUCCUAAAUCUCAAGUUAGUAUUGCUAUUGGUCCUUUCACUUUUACUAUUGUACAAAAAACAGCAAGUGAAUAAAUCUUGGAAGAAUAUGAUUGGUAACAUCUUUAAUUAAUCGAUUUAAAUAAACGUUUACCACUCUAUAAAUACUAAUUAUAAGAACCAUUAAAUAUUGAUUAUUGUUCUUAAUCUGGAUGGUUAUUUGUUAGAGCUAUUGAUACUGUUGCCUAAGAAACUGUUAUACUUGUUUAUGAACCUAAUGUACUCUCUCAUGUCUCAUUACAUAAAGUUAUUCAAACUGGUUACAAAAUCACAGAUGUCUUUGAUAUGGCAGUUGAUGGUAAUCAGUAAAUGUUCAUCUAUUUCAAUGAUAACAAAGUCAAUAAAUUUAUAACUUUAUUAUAAGAUGCUGUUCUUACAAUAGAACCAAAGGAAAAUGUUACUGAUUAUGUUAACAAACUUGAAUCUACUGUUCAAAUUAGUAGUGCUUUAGGUGGAAAUUCUCUACAAAUUAAUGAGAAAAUUAAAUUAAUAAAUACAAACUCUAAAAUUCAUGUAAAAUAAAAGACCCUUGAUGAAAAUAAGUAUAUGUUCUAUUAUCAUAAAAAUGAUGCUGAUUAAUCUUUGGAAUUCAAUACUAAUUGGUAUGUUGGAUAGCCUUAUGAUCUUUUCGUACUUUGUCAAUAAUGUGGAGAUUAAGUUAUGAUUGAACCAUAAAUUGUUAAGAGUUCUAAUGGAUCUGAUAUGAAAUAUGUAAUUUAUGAUGGAUUUUAAUUUGAUAAUGAUACACUUGUUUAUUAGGCAGAUAAGGCUUUAAUUUUCUAACAUAAAAAUGGAAGUUUUUUGAAUAGAAUAAGUCUUGAAGCAUCACUUGGUGAAGCAUAAAGAUGUGAAUUAUUGACAGUUACUAAAGAUAGUAAAUAUAUCAUCAGUACAGUUAUUGGAAGUGGAGAUGUUUAAGCCUUAGUAAAUGAAUGCACAGGAACUAAAUGCUAAAAGUUUGAUUAAGGAAUAGUUACUUUAGCUGGAGUAUCAUAAGCAAUUAAAAUGCGAUUUGUUUUUGGACGCAAUUUUAUUGUUCUGAAUACAGAUCCUGUUAGUUAUUCUAAAUUUGAAAGUAGCAUUAUUGUUUAUUCUUUUAACACAAGUGGUAGUGCUUUUAGUAUUCUAUCUUAAAAAGUUAUCAACACAAAAUAUUUAGGUGCAACAUCAACUGUUUAGAUUGCUGAUUUCUGUCAUCUUACAGUAAGCGAAUCGAUAUAUGCUAUUUUAUUUACUGAUAUUAAUAAAGGAAUUUGGAUAGUCAAUCUUGGUUCAAAUGUUGAUGGUUCUGUUACUGAACUCAAUAAAGAAUUAAUUAAUCUUAGAGGAUAUGAAAAUGAAUAAUACUAUUUACGAGAUGAUACUCACUUCCAUUAAAUUAAGAUAUUAUCUUAAGAAUAAUCUGAUAAAUUAUUCAAGAUUUAAUUACUUAUCACUACAUCUAAUGUUGCUAAUUACAUAUUUUACAUUGAAUUAGAUAUAUCAUCCAAAACUGGAGUUUCAUACAAAUCAUAAUCUUUGAAAUUAUAAUAAGUUUUGUUUAAUUAUGGAGAUUGGAAAUCAGCUAACAAAAUGUCAUAUGCAGCUAAUCAUGUUAGCGUAGCUUAUACUGAUGGAAAUGAAGUUUUAUUGGCUGUCUAUAAGAUUGAAGUUAAAAAACUUGAUGAAGUUAAAACAGUCCCUUUCAUUUAUGGAAUUAGAGCUGAUUACAAUUCACCAUUACCUGCAGAUUUUGCUAUGAUAUUGUCAUAAUAUGAAAAUUAAGUAAAUAUUUAUUAUAUUUAUAGACAUAUCUUUAUGCAAAUAUUGAAUUUGAUAGUCUAUUCUCUGAACAUACACUUUAUAGAUAUACAAUUAAUGAUAAACCAAAAUUGCUAUUAAAAAAUUGUUCCACUUUAAAUGAAUAAGUCAUGGAUCUCUAUGCAGUUAAUCAUUUUGGAGCUUCUUUUGGUAAAAUUAUAUUAUGGGAUUUUGAGAAUGUUCCAGAUAUAGAUGAUUCUAGUAGGUAAUAAAUUAUUCUAAUAUUAGUUCUAAUUGGUGGUGGAUUACUUUAAUCGUUAUUUUUGGAGUAAUUAUCCUUGGGGGUGUAGGAUACUUUUUGUACAAGAAAUUUGGAAAGAAAGGAGUUGAACCUUUAUUAGGUUGA